AUGCCUCUUCUCUCAGCUUUUCGCGCAGUGCGCGACUACUCGCGCGACCAAAAUAAUGCAUAUCUUGCCAACACCGAUAAAUUUUUCUGGCGCAUGGGAGAUGUGAUCACCAGAACUUGGGAUCUCGGGUUUACGGCGUUUGGGGGGCCCCCUGUCCACUUCCAAAUUGAACAUCGUCGAUUUGUGCAAGGAACACAUGGCCGAAUCCCAUGGAUUGACGAACAAGUGUAUCAAGAACUGUUCGCAAUCUGUCAAGCCUUACCCGGGCCUGGUAGCACGAAGAUGUUAUUCUGUAUCGUUCUGAUACAUGCGGGCAUACUCCCCGCACUACUUGCUUUCCUGACUUGGAGUCUGCCAGGAGCAAUCGGCAUGUUUUGCCUGUCCUUGGGGGUUCGUCAGAUCAAUGAGGUUCUCCCUGCUGUUGCGUACGCUUUCCUUUCUGGAUUGAAUGCAUCGACAGUGGGAAUUGUCGCGCUUGCUGCUGUCCAGGCAAAGAAAGCUAUAAAGGACCAGAUCACUCGUAUACUGGUAAUUUUUGGCGCUUGUGCAGGUCUAUGCUAUACGGCAUUAUGGUACUUCCCGGCUCUCAUCAUCGCCGGCGGAAUUGCCACUGUUAUCUGGGAUUUGUGGCUUCAGCAACAAGUUGGAAAAAUUAAGGCUAAACGGGCGGCCAGGAAGCGUGAGCAAUCUCAGCCACCUGAGCACCCCGAACCUGCGUCUAUCGAAGCGAACGAGCCAGCCGAUCUUGCUGAAAGAAACACUACGCCGAGCCAGGAAGGUCCUGGUAUUCAACGGAGACAUGCAGCACAGACAAGCUCGCAUACCAAACCCGGCCCGAAGACCGAGGCACCACGUAUAACUCAAGAUGUUGACCGAACAGAUAUGAAGUCAUAUGCGAUACCAGUAACAAUUGGUUUGACUAUCAUUGCCGCAUUUUUUGCCUCGUUCAUCGCCAUCCUCGUUGCCCGAGGAGUUGUUAAAAAUCCAGCGAGACCGCUUGAUCUCUUUGCCAACAUGUAUCUUGCCGGUACCAUCAUUUUCGGCGGUGGUCCUGUCGUGAUCCCGCUUCUGCGCGAAUACGUCGUUCAGCCCGGCUGGGUCUCCACGCGAGACUUCUUGAUCGGCCUUGCCAUCAUCCAAGCAUUCCCUGGCCCGAACUUCAAUUUUGCCGUCUACUUGGGAGCGCUUGCCGUUCUGGGCACGCCUCACUCCACCGUCCUGGGUGCUUUCCUCGGCUUUAUGGGUAUUUUCACGCCGGGGAUCACACUGGCCGUGGGGUUCCAGAGUUUGUGGGGGACCUUGAGGCAUAAGCCGAUCGUGAUCAGUCUGUUGCGCGGGAUCAAUGCCGCCGCUGUUGGACUCGUGUUUACCGCAGUCUACCGGCUGUGGGAGAUAGGCUACCUGACGCAAGAGAGUUCAAGCGGACAGAGUCUAGGUGAAGAUCCUUGGUGGGUAGUAGUCACCACUCUCACAUACGCUGGCAAUGCGUGGUUCAAAGUCCCCGCUCCUGUAGCUAUCGUGACCGGAGGUCUAUUAGGUCUUUGCUGGUACGGCGCUGUUGGGCGAUGA
Messenger RNA from Exophiala aquamarina CBS 119918, 1569 nucleotides. RefSeq lists its product as uncharacterized. The coding region runs from base 1 to 1569 and encodes 522 amino acids. Lineage: Eukaryota; Fungi; Ascomycota; Eurotiomycetes; Chaetothyriales; Herpotrichiellaceae. Gene Ontology annotation, molecular function: chromate transmembrane transporter activity. Gene Ontology annotation, biological process: chromate transport. The record is from RefSeq and is a predicted model, not a curated record. The transcript is spliced from 5 exons.